AUGGGUGGGCGUUCGAAGACCUCAGUCACAGACCUACGUAUGCCUUCUGUCUUUUCUUUUUACAAUAGCGAUGAAAAUAGUCGCCCGAAACACCAGUUUUUGGACAACAAUGACCACCCAGAGGCUGGCGAUGUGGACAGUUUCUUUGUUAAUAUUGCCGCUACUACAUUGGUUGAAGACCUGUAA
Penicillium brevicompactum is the source of this 186-nucleotide messenger RNA. RefSeq lists its product as uncharacterized. The transcript has a single exon. The record is from RefSeq and is a predicted model, not a curated record. Bases 1 to 186 code for a protein of 61 amino acids. Lineage: Eukaryota; Fungi; Ascomycota; Eurotiomycetes; Eurotiales; Aspergillaceae.